GGUGAAUCUUCAAAAUGGCGUCCAAAGCAACGAACGGAAAAAACGAAUAAAUUUUAAAAAAAGAUGAUGCAUUAGAAGUUAUUUUACACCGUCAGUAUAUCAUUCAAUGAUUCUAGAUAAAUCAACCAAAGAAUCUCUAAAGAUGUGAAAUACAUCUUCUUUAUAUAAAUUGAAACCGUCAGAAUGAACCCCUAGAAUGUAAAAAACACCCGGGUAUAAAUUGGAAUUGUCAGAAUGAACCCCUAGAAUGUAAAAUACACCCUGGUAUAAAUUGAAACUGUCAGAAUGAAUCCCUAGAAUGUAAAAAACACCCUGGUAUAAAUUGAAACUGUCAGAAUCCUGAAGACAAAUAUAGUACCGUACCGACAAUAUACACGUAACUAGGCAAUUUGUGGACUAACAUCUUAUAUUAUCACAAUAAUGUCUGACGACGACGACGACACGUACAGCUACGAGGAAUCGUGGGACGAAUCGGGUAGUAAAACGUUUAGUAGUUUGGGUGAUUCAUCUCUAGGAACGAGUGAACUCAGAGAUGAAACGCAAGAAAAUGAAGACAAAAAACGUGCAUUGCCAUUGGUUUUGAAAAAACAGAAGGGUUCAUUUACUGGACAACUUUGGGUGGAUAAUUCUGAAAAUCGUGGAGCGUUGGAUGUUUCCCCGAGAGUCGUAGGAUCUUCUAUACAAAGAAAUAGCAUGUUAAAUCCGGGUUUGCAUUUCUUGGAGAACAACGAUAACCCAGUGACGUCAAAUCGUGGAGCGUUGGAUGUUUCUCCGAGAGUCGUAGGAUCUUCUAUACAAAGAAAUAGCAUGUUAAAUCCGGGUUUGCAUUUCUUGGAGAACAACGAUAACCCAGUGACGUCAAAUCUCAGAAGAAGUAGUUCCAUCAUGAGAGAAAGUAGGGAAAGUGUUGGAGUUGAAGAUUCCCGGAAAAUAAAUACACCCAAAAAGAUGCACGUACAUUUCAGUAAUACAUUGGAAAUAGUGCAUGAUAUUCGCGACUCUCCCCCAGAAUUCUCUGAUUCAGGAGAGAUCAGUUCAGAAGAUAGCAGUGAUCGGACAGAUACAUCAACCAGUAAAUCGUUAACCGAUAAAUAUACGAAUGACUUUGAUUCUCUGUCGGGCAAAUCGUACUCCGCUGAUUUUGAAUCUUCGACGGCCAAAUCUUAUUCAAGCGAUUUUGAGCAGACGUUCAGUGAAGACACGGACACGUAUCAGUCCAUCUCUCAGGAUCAGGAAACAUCUCAGCUCAAUAGCCAAUCAGUGUUUAGUGACAGCAGUGACACCUAUAGGAACGUCAGUGAUAGCGAAUCGUACACAGAUUCUCAAUAUAGCGACAUUAGUUCGUUGUCGGAUGAUAGAUCGGAUGCCACUGAGACUGGUGACGACCUCUACAGUGAUACAUUUGAAUCGGCUACGAAAACUUCUGGAAGAUUGUCCAGCAGUUAUAGAUAUGAUGAUGACACAUUUGAAGACAGUGACACGUCCAGUAUUAAACACAGUAUAUUGGAUAGUCUCGUAUUUCCAGAUUUAAGUGAUAUUGAAACGACUGAUGUAACGUAUGCUAGAGAUCAGUUUGUAGCAGAAACUAUUUAUAAACUUAAACAUCCUGAUAUUAAACUUGACUUUCACCUGGCAGAUGAUAAACCUAAAACAGAAAGUAAAAAAGAUAGAAUAUUGUCAGAGUAUUGUCAGAUGAAAAUUGAUCAACUGAAGUCUAAACAAGAUAAACCUGAAGAAAAGACAAUGAAAUUAAAACCGGACCCUAUACCUGUAGAAACAUAUGGAAUAGGAACCCAGCAAGUUGAACGAUUAAAAUUACAAAACUUCAUGAUGAAGUUAAAACAGAAAUGUGAAGAAGAGAUCCAUGAUAUUAAUACAUGUCCUGAUUGUAGACAAAGGUCUGAUGAGAUCGAUGGUGCUCUUCAAGAGAAAGAAUUUAUUAAACGGAUAAAACAGAAAGUCGAAUCAGAAAUAAUGGAGGAUAAAAUACAGAAACAUCUGAUAGAAAUGAAUUCUGUGAAUCUAAUAGCAAAGAUAAUACGAGAAAUUCCCAAGCUGAGUGACGAUUCUAGAGAAACUAUCUAUACAUACAAACAAAAAGUUCAACAACGUUUCAUAAACUCAUGACCUCAUGUGCAAAAAAUAGUUUUUAGGAGAAGUCUGUGAUAUUGUUAUGGUAAAACUAUUCAAUUCUCCUCCGUGUUUGUUAAAGUAUUUAUUCUCCCGUUAAUCUUGAUUUGAUACAAAUAUUGCGCAGUUGUAACUUUUUAUAUAUUUUUAAAAAUUAUUUUUGUAAAUUUGUGAUAUAUUUAUAUUGUACAAUUAUUAUUUUAAUUUUAUAUAAAAUAUUUGGUGUAUAUUUAUUAUUAUUAUGCCUGGGAGGUGGCUGAAUGGUUAACACGUGGAUCAGAAGGUCUGUCAUUAAGUCAAGUCUUGAUUGUCAAAUUUGUUUUGGAGCCGUCUCAGAGUUGCCCGAGGAAGUUCAUCUGUAUUUUCAUGUCAGUUGUAGAGGACAUGCCAGGGGACAGUGUCUAGUCUUUUGGAGCAGACAAAAAAAUGAAAUCAACAUGGAUAUUUGUUGCCAUGCCCAUAAAAGAAUCCUUGAAAGUUGAAAUUCAAUUAAGAAUUUCCAUAAGACACAUUCUUCUCUCUCUUCCUGUCUUAAUUCCCAGGGAGCCUCAGUGAGUAAGACAUUGGCUCGCCAACACGGAAGUCCAGUGUUUGCCAAGAAAAGUUCCAGCUUGAUUCCAUUUGUCAGUGGUGCAGGAAGGGAGACCUGGCAAGAGAUAAUGUAUAGUCCUUCGGAUGGGACAUAUAGUGUGCACUUACAAGAACCCUUGGCAGUUGGAAUUUGAUAUUAGAGUAGGAAGUAGCACCGCUGUCCUGUCAGUGCAAAACAGGACGUUAAACCCCAUUUUA
This is a messenger RNA of Patella vulgata (common limpet), 2919 nucleotides long. RefSeq names its product dentin sialophosphoprotein. Lineage: Eukaryota; Metazoa; Mollusca; Gastropoda; Patellidae. The record is from RefSeq and is a predicted model, not a curated record. The transcript has 9 exons. The coding region runs from base 421 to 2127 and encodes 568 amino acids.